This is a messenger RNA of Venturia canescens, 1905 nucleotides long. RefSeq names its product gamma-secretase subunit Aph-1 (gene aph-1). The transcript is spliced from 2 exons. Gene Ontology annotation, biological process: protein processing; Notch receptor processing; Notch signaling pathway. Bases 274 to 990 code for a protein of 238 amino acids. Gene Ontology annotation, cellular component: endoplasmic reticulum; membrane; gamma-secretase complex. The record is from RefSeq and is a predicted model, not a curated record. NCBI's taxonomy places the organism in Eukaryota, Metazoa, Arthropoda, Insecta, Hymenoptera, Ichneumonidae. Gene Ontology annotation, molecular function: protein-macromolecule adaptor activity.
CCGUCAUGUCUGUCAUCUCCAUGCAGCACUGUAGCAAACUGUAGUCUUCGCUAUACCCAUAUACUUUCUGUCAAUUUCUCUUCUCAUGUCUUUAGUGUUCUAUUUUGUUUUUUUUUAAAUAAAUGUACUCGAUGAAUGUUCUCAAUUUUUCGAUAAUACUACUGAUGGAACGCGUUUUCUUAUAUCAGUUUACUCAUCAAUAAAGAACCAUUCGACAAUCGGGUUGAUUCUAAGAAUCAAAAACAUAAUCCAACCUCUUCAAACUCUGUGAAAAUGACAGUGACGGAUUUUUUUGGUUGUGCCUUUCUGGCGUUUGGACCACCACUCGCUAUGUUUACUUUUACUGUCUCUGCAGAGCCCAUUAGAAUCAUUAUUCUCAUAGCCAGUGCCUUUUUCUGGUUGAUAUCACUACUUUUUUCCUCUGCUCUUUGGUAUGCUGUUGUACCGCUACAAAAUCAACUUACCAUUGGGCUGGUGUUCUCUGUUUUCUUCCAGGAGGCUUUUAGGUAUCUCUUGUACUGGGUGCUGCGUAAAGCAGAGAAAGGAUUGGAAAAGGUUACAACAGCUCAUGUGGCAGACAGCAGACACAUAUUCGCUUAUGUGUGUGGUCUCGGAUUUGGUUUUAUGAGCGGUGCUUUUGCACUGGUAAAUGUACUUGCUGAUGCAGUUGGUCCAGGCACAAUGGGGCUUCGCCAGGGAACAGAAUAUUUUUUCAUCAUAUCAGCAGCAACGACACUGUGCUUCAUACUUCUCCACACAUUUUGGGGUGUGGUAUUUUUCUCAGCCCUGGAUCAUAAAAAUUGGGCCCAUCUAACAUGGGUUGUUUGUUCACAUCUGUUCGUUUCCUGUAUGACUUUGCUCAACAGAAAUGAAACGUAUACCGCAAGUCUUGUCUCCUCUUACGUAGUGCUGGUUUUAACAAUGUCACUGGCUUUUAAAGUAGCCGGUGGUAGACUUGAAAAUGUGCUAAAAUGUUUUGUAGGAAAAUGAUUUUCAAGAUGAAAAAAAAGCAGGAUAAAAAAACCAGUUAUAAUUCAUUGGAUUGUCCUUUUUUUUGAACGAUGAUGUUUCUAUUCCAAAAUAUUUUACAUUUAUCUAUUUACUCUUAAAUCCACGUUUAAAUUAUUUUCAAUAACUGACUACUGUUUAACCGCGAGAAAAAAAGAAAACACGAAAGAUGAAACGACACAUGUCCACACAUAGUAUAGAAAAUUUGUUUAUAUAACUGUGUAAAUGGAAACAAAACAUUGUAAGGUCGAACGAAAUAAUUCGAUAAAGCAAAAAUUUUGCGUCGAGCGAUCCUUGUUGCACUGCUAAAAAACCAGUAUUCUUUCAUACUUGUAUAUCUAGGUUGAAUUCGAUUCAUUUAUGAAUAUUUGCAUUACUCCAAAAUGUACUUGUUUGUUUUUUCAGCCGAUGACGUCAAGAUUGUUAUUAAAGUUAUUAAGACAUCGUUACUUUUGAUUCAUUGCUAUUUUUGUGAAACAAGCAUAAAGACUAAUACAUUUUGGAGUACUAAAAAAAAAAGAUAUUCGCCGCUUUUGUAAAUAAUUGUUUAUCCAUCAAUUAUCAAGUAAUCAAGCAAACGAUGUUUUGCUCAAAAUAACGAAAAUUGAAAGCUCUCGAAUGGAAUUCAAACGUAUCCGUCAAUUUUGGAGAAGUAGACGAACGCGACGAUGUCGUGAAAAAUUGUUAACUAGUUUUUUGUCCAACGGAAAUUGAAACGUCGCUUAGGAAAGAAUGUUUACAUUAUUUCAGUCAUUGCCAGUCAUAUAUAUAUUUCAUGAAUUUCACACACCUUUUUUCACAUAAUUUCACGAUAAUCUCCUCAAUAUUUAAACCGUACAUUUAUUACUCAUUCAUACUGUCUUUUUCAUUAUAUUGAAUAAACUCAUUUUUUACAUA